Messenger RNA from Closterium sp. NIES-65, 1755 nucleotides. The record is from the annotation of a GenBank genome assembly. NCBI's taxonomy places the organism in Eukaryota, Viridiplantae, Streptophyta, Zygnematophyceae, Desmidiales, Closteriaceae.
AUGUCGCGGCGAGUCGGUGACGUCAAGCGGGUUUCCUCUGCGCAGGGAUUGCUGGCCGGGGCAGCCGCGGAACUCCGAGCUCCGCUCCAAGCUGCGGAAACGGGAAUUCGGAGAUUGCACCAAUCAAUUACGCCAGCGACUCCCGUUAAACCUUCCUCAUCAUCGUCGCGCCGUUUCUCGUGGUUCCUUCCUGCUCUCGUCGGCGCACUGGCAGGCGGAGCGACUGCGGCAACUGCGCUUCAUUCGCCUCAUGCGCCCUCCCCGCUCCCAUCCGCCCAUCACGCGCAAUCCGCUGGUCCGUUUUCCGCCUUCCCCCACUACGAGUCGCGUGACUCCGCCGCCGCAGAUUCCACCCAUGCCUCCCUGCCGUUAUCUCCGCUUGAAGCUAUAGCCUCGCCUCGUUCAAGAGUUAUUCCGCGGCUGGUUCUCACCGCCGAUGCCUCUCCAACGGCUAUCCCCUUCCCCGGCCCCGACUCCCCGCCUCUGCCCGCACCUCCCCCGCAUGGAUCCCUUUCCGCGCCCCGCAGCGUGGUUGAGGGGAUUAAACGGCUGCUCCCGGGAGAAGGGGAACCUGGGGAAAAGACGGAGGCGCAGGAGGGAAGGGGAAAAGGGCCUAAGGAUGGGGAAGGAGAGUGGACGAAGGCAGUUGAGAGUGGGAAACAGGGGGGGAGUGAAGAAGGGGGAAUGGCAGGGACGGGGCAUGGGGAGGCGGAUGCGAGGGAGAAAGGGGAUGCAAGUAGUAGUGGUGGUGGGACGUGUGGGCGGAAUUGUUUGUCUCGACAUGCCAUUGCUGACGCGGCUGCAAGGGCAGCGCCUGCUGUGGUCAACCUGACAGUCAGUGUGGGGCGGGGCAUGUUCAGCGGGCAGGCGAUGGGAUCGGGGGCCAUAAUCAGGGCGGACGGGCUCAUUCUCACCAACGCGCACGUGGUGGCGGAGAUGGUCGACCCCUCCGCCUCCUCCGCGCCCUACUGGAGCUCCCGCGCCACGCUGCAGGUGACGCUGCAGGACGGACGCACGUUUGACGGCCACGUGCUGAGCUUUGACUCUCUCUCUGACAUCGCCCUCGUCAAGGUGUCAGCACUGUCACCGCUGCCGGUGGUGAAGCUGGGGUCGUCCAAGGCACUGCGGCCGGGGGACUGGGUGGUGGCAUUGGGCUCGCCUCUGCACCUCUCCAACACCGUCACUGCCGGCAUCGUCAGUUGUGUGGAUCGCAAGGGCACAGAGCUGGGGCUGAGGGGAGGUCGAAUGGAUUACAUUCAGACAGAUGCAGCCAUCAAUGCGGGCAACAGCGGGGGGCCGCUGGUGAAUCUGGACGGGGAGGUGGUGGGCAUCAACAACAUGAAGGCGCUGGCAGCUGAUGGGGUCAGCUUCGCCAUCCCCAUCGACUCCGCGGUUCACAUCCUGGACCAGCUCUCCCGCCAUGGGAGAGUGGUGCGGCCAUUCGUGGGCAUCAAGAUGUUGGAGCUCAACGCCUCCAUUGCAGCACAGCUGAGGGACAGAGACCCCUCCUUCCCCCCGGUCGAUGCCGGCAUUCUCGUCCCCCAGGUGAUUCCUGGGUCGCCUGCAGCCAGGGGUGGGUUACAGCCAGGUGAUGUGAUAGUGGAGUUUGCAGGGCAGCCAGUGACCUCUUCCCGCCAGGUGCUGGACUUGCUGGGAGAUAAGGUGGGCGUGAAGGUGCCCCUCGUUGUCAAGAGGGCACAUGGGAAGACAGUCACACUCACUAUUGUCACAGAGGAGGCCACACCUGACAUGUGA